AUGUCCCAACCUUACGAAUCCUACGAACCCCCUACCCACAUUCCAUCCUUUGUGAAACCGCUCACUCCUUACGUCAGGACCCAGCAGGAAGCUCUCCGCAUUCGCCAGGCCUUGACGUCGUAUCUAAGUUCUUUCAUCGUUUUCAAUGAUGACAUACCCCCAACCUCCCACCUCGCCCUGUGCGCGCCCGCCGAUUCCGUUGUCAACGUGAGCCGAAUCCCGGUAGAAUUAUCAGGACUGAGGAAGGAAUACUUGAAGGCACUGCAAGCGAAUGUAGCGGCCCGGAAGGAUCUACGUGUUGCAUCAGAGGAUGUGGCCUCCUUGAGGCGCCAGAGGGCAUCGCGCAUUCGACCCGUUGACCCCGCCGAUCCGCAGGAACCCGGCGCAGACCUGCGAGAUUACCUUUCACUUUUACGAGAUCGGCGCCGCUAUACAAAGCUUCAAGUUUUCCAGCAUUACCUAGAGGAGCUCAGGGCAAAGGAACCGACUGGCUUGGAUUUGAGCGAAGAUACGCCCCAGUUUAUGUUGCCCGACGGACUGGACACGGAAAUAGACCAAAAAGAUACCGAUACAGAUCUAGAAGGACUGGUACACAAAUUGGAACGGGCAGUGAUCCGCGCUCGAACGCAAUUGGAUCGGGAGAAACGAUUAUUCGAGAAGAUCAAAACACAGCAUGAUGCCAGAGAAAAGGACUCGGAUAUUCUACCACCGGCGGUCAAGGCCCAGGCAUUGCAGCGCACACGGGAUGAGCUGGUGCGAUGGGUCGAAGAGCGAUUGGUGAACGAGGUAGAUCCAGAUGAGAGUCUGGUACAAGACCUGCCAUCGGAGGAGAUUGAAGAGGCCCAGCGUCUGCUCGAACAGAAUAAGGCACAAAUCAAGGAGCAGUACGCGGCCUAUCUUCAGGCACGACGAGAGCUACUUGAUGCUGCCUCGACAGCUUGUCAACCAGUGACAGUGACUCCGAAGCCUCCAUCUCGGUCGGUUUACCGAACCGAGAUCCCUGUUGAAGAGAUACCCGCCCCCAACUCAAUUGACGUCCUGUCUUAUGCCAGUGAAAUUCUGGUGCCUCUUUCCAAAAGUCAAAAAUCCCUGGCUCUCCAAAGAUCCUAUCUCUCUGGACUACUCGCGAAGGAAAAAUCCACCACUCUACGUGCUUUGCACCGUCUACGAGAUGAAAGUCACCUUUUGUCCGAGUAUCCCAUUCUGGCCCACCAACCACGAUUCAAGCACGCGGUUGCAGCGCUCAAUCCACGUGGUCAAUCACAACCCCCCGAUCAGAAACCGCUCGACGAAGUUGUGGGUCUAGCAGAAGCAUGGGCUUUUGCCUCGGAGGCUGCGGCUGCUAACGAGCGCGAUCGUGUACAACAAAAAGUGGUAUUGGGAAGUGAAGUUACUCAAGAUGCACGACAGACGUUGAAUGAUGUCUAUGGCAUUUUGAAUCAAGAUCUAAGUGGUGUUAUGGAAGACGGUACGGAUGCCGAACCCACUACGUCAGAUAUCUGGGCCUCGGAAGCUCACAAAACGCGAGGGGUCGGCAAUCACAGUGGGUCCCGGCUGGAGAAACGAGCAAAGGGACCCUGGUCGGGACUGCACGGGCGUGUUGGACUAGAAUAG
Penicillium verhagenii is the source of this 1614-nucleotide messenger RNA. RefSeq lists its product as uncharacterized. The transcript has a single exon. Bases 1 to 1614 code for a protein of 537 amino acids. NCBI's taxonomy places the organism in Eukaryota, Fungi, Ascomycota, Eurotiomycetes, Eurotiales, Aspergillaceae. The record is from RefSeq and is a predicted model, not a curated record.